AACCGACCAGACAUAACAGACACAGAAAUGGAAACUAUAAUGGACACUAUUGUUGAUAGUCUCUUCUGUUUUUUUGUUACGCUUGGAGCUAUUCCUAUAAUCAGAUGCUCAAGAGGAACUGCAGCUGAAAUGGUGGCAGUGAAAUUAGAUAAGAAGCUCAGAGAGAAUCUAAGAGAUGCCAGAAACAGUCUUUUUACAGGUGACACACUUGGAGCUGGCCAGUUCAGCUUCCAAAGGCCCCUAUUAGUCCUUGUUGACAGAAACAUAGAUUUAGCAACUCCUCUACAUCAUACUUGGACAUACCAAGCUUUAGUGCAUGAUGUUCUGGAUUUCCAUUUGAAUAGAGUUAACUUGGAAGAAUCAACAGGAACAGAAACUUCUCCAGCAGGUGCUAGACCUAAGAAAAAAAAUAAGAAGUCCUAUGAUUUAACUGCAUCUGAUAAAUUUUGGCAAAAGCAUAAGGGCAGUCCUUUUCCAGAGGUGGCUGAGUCUGUUCAGCAAGAACUGGAAUCGUACAGAGCCCAAGAAGACGAAGUCAAAAGACUUAAAAGUAUCAUGGGUAUAGAGGGGGAGGAUGAAGGAGCAAUAAGUAUGCUUUCUGAUAAUACAGCUAAGAUAACUUCAGCUGUCAG
Molecule: messenger RNA, 632 nt
Organism: Merops nubicus (carmine bee-eater)
Lineage: Eukaryota; Metazoa; Chordata; Aves; Coraciiformes; Meropidae
Product: sec1 family domain-containing protein 1
Exons: 7
Biological process (GO): intracellular protein transport; endoplasmic reticulum to Golgi vesicle-mediated transport
Cellular component (GO): Golgi membrane; cytosol
Molecular function (GO): syntaxin binding
Source: RefSeq, a predicted model, not a curated record